UCCCUCGGGUCUGCUUACGGAGCUGGACCAAGCCUGACUAAGAGGGGAACGAAUCAUCAGAAUCGCGCAAUCUUCUACCUCGUCCGGUUUUAUCCUGAUAGAAUAGCAACUCUAUCACUUCGUUACCCUCUCUGUCACUUCUGAUUCUCAAUCCUGGCCCGACCAUCAUGGCUGCGACCGCCAACAGCGUUAACAAUGGCUCUCCGCGCCCAAAUCCUCAGAUACAGCCGUGUCGAUACAAGGUGGGAAAGACGCUGGGCGCGGGCUCAUAUUCUGUCGUGAAGGAGUGUGUACACAUCGACACGGGGCGUUAUUACGCUGCUAAGGUGAUCAACAAGAGGCUUAUGGCUGGCCGCGAACACAUGGUUCGGAAUGAGAUCGCAGUACUUAAGAAGGUGUCCAUGGGCCAUCAAAACAUCCUCACGCUCGUCGACUACUUCGAAACCAUGAACAAUCUCUACCUCGUAACCGACCUAGCUUUGGGAGGCGAGCUCUUCGAUCGGAUCUGUCGCAAAGGGUCAUACUACGAGUCCGACGCCGCCGACCUGAUCCGCGCGACCCUCUCGGCGGUCGCGUACCUCCACGACCACGGCAUCGUGCAUCGAGACCUCAAGCCGGAGAACCUGCUCUUCCGCACCCCCGAAGACAAUGCCGACCUGCUCAUCGCUGACUUCGGGCUCUCACGCAUCAUGGACGAGGAGCAAUUUCACGUUUUGACGACAACCUGCGGUACCCCCGGAUACAUGGCGCCCGAGAUCUUCAAGAAGACGGGCCACGGCAAACCGGUCGACAUAUGGGCCAUGGGCGUGAUUACGUACUUCCUACUGUGCGGGUACACGCCGUUCGACCGCGACACGGAUUUCGACGAGAUGCAAGCGAUCCUCAACGCCGACUAUGCCUUCCAGCCGGCCGAGUACUGGCGCGGCGUCAGCGACCACGCCAAGGACUUCAUCGGCCGGUGCCUCACGGUCGACCCCAACAAGCGCAUGACGGCGCACGAGGCGCUGUCGCACCCCUUCGUCGCCGGUUACAGCCUCGGCCCGGACGGCAAGGGCCCGAACCUGCUGCCGGCGGUGAAGAAGAACUUCAACGCGCGGAAGACGCUACACGCGGCGAUCGACACGGUGCGGGCGAUCAACAAGCUGCGGGAGGGCCAGGCACACGCGCACCUCAUGGACGGGUUGCGGUCGGCCGAGCCCGGACGAGGCGCGCCGCCCCUCGGCGGCGGCAUCAAUAACAGUAACGGCGAUUCGGGGUACGCCAGCGGGCAGAGCACCGACGUCGACAUGGGGGGAGUCGCGCCGGCCUCGGGGGUGCCGGCGAGCCUGCGACCGGGGGCGGUAGCGAACCGCGUCGUCGAGACGUCGAAGGGCCUGUGGAGCGCUAGCCAGCCGAGGCGGUAAGGGAGGAUCCUGCGGGGGGGGCAGGUAUACAGAUAGGUGUACGACGGGAUUACCGUGGGAGUGGGAGGCGAUCUACGUAGCCGCGGCGGGCGGCGACAAGGAUAU
Durotheca rogersii is the source of this 1508-nucleotide messenger RNA. Its product is annotated as calcium/calmodulin-dependent protein kinase type I. NCBI's taxonomy places the organism in Eukaryota, Fungi, Ascomycota, Sordariomycetes, Xylariales, Xylariaceae. The record is from RefSeq and is a predicted model, not a curated record. The transcript has 2 exons. Bases 168 to 1403 code for a protein of 411 amino acids. Gene Ontology annotation, biological process: cellular response to oxidative stress; protein phosphorylation. Gene Ontology annotation, molecular function: calcium/calmodulin-dependent protein kinase activity; calmodulin binding; ATP binding.